Molecule: messenger RNA, 1038 nt
Organism: Culicoides brevitarsis
Lineage: Eukaryota; Metazoa; Arthropoda; Insecta; Diptera; Ceratopogonidae
Product: G-protein coupled receptor Mth2-like
Exons: 6
Coding region: 1-1038 (345 amino acids)
Biological process (GO): cell surface receptor signaling pathway; G protein-coupled receptor signaling pathway
Cellular component (GO): membrane
Molecular function (GO): G protein-coupled receptor activity
Source: RefSeq, a predicted model, not a curated record
AUGGUAAAACUGCGAGAAGGCGAAGUUAUUCUUCAUCGAAAAGCCGAUACUCCAUUAACGUUGGAUUACGAAGAGCAUUGUAUAAUUGUUCAAGAUAAAAAAAUUGCUGUGUUACAAUGCGUGCAUCCAACAACCGAUAUACGACUCAAAAUAUUGGGAUAUGGAAUGUUAAUAUCUGUUCCAUUUUUGAUCAUCACGCUAAUAGUCUACAUGAUUUUUCCUGAGUUACGAAAUGUUCAUGGCUUGUCUCUUAUGAGUUUUGUUGGAGCGUUAACCUUGGCAUACACUUUUCUCGGAAUCACAAAUGCUACGUCCUUGAAUGCGCACAAAAAUCCUCUUCAAUGUACUAUUUUCGGAUAUAUCACGUACUUUUCCAUGAUGCUAAGUUACUUUUGGUUGAACGUAAUGGGCUUUGAUAUUUUUUGGACAUUCAGAAAAGCUUUCCGAAAGACAAAUAAUAAGACGAUUUUCCGCAUUUAUUGUGUGUAUGCCUAUGGGAUGGCGUCAUUUUUGUUGAUUCUUAUACUGUCACUCGAUUUAUCGGGCAUUGAUUUGAACUACAAGCCCGGAAUUUAUUUUACAAAAACUUGUUUUUUACAAAAUUUAUUUCUCACGAAAUUUAUAUACUUUAACCUGAUACUAUUGCUUUUAACAACACUCAAUGUGGGAUUUUUCGGAAGAACAUUGUACAAAAUUCAGAAAAUCAAAGAGGAAACCGAUAACGUAAUACAAAGGGGAAACAGUUCACGUCAUUCUAAAGACGACAACAAUCGAUUUUCGAUGUAUUGGAGACUUUUUAUCAUCAUGGGAAUUAAUUGGAUCAUGGAAUGGUUCUCGUUCUUCGUGAAUGGAGAAAGUCCCGCCUUUUACAUGUUUGACAUUAUAAACGUUCUUCAAGGUGUUUUUAUAUUUCUCAUCGCUGUCUAUUUCUCCGUACCCAAACAACAACAAUUACUACAUUCGAAUCUUGAAAUUGAUGUCGAUUCGCAAUCAAAACGAACCGUUGAAGCACUUCCUCUUAGGAAAAUCGAAAAAUAA